Messenger RNA from Stegostoma tigrinum, 1236 nucleotides. It is a transcript of the gene eif1ad, whose product is annotated as eukaryotic translation initiation factor 1A domain containing. The record is from RefSeq and is a predicted model, not a curated record. Gene Ontology annotation, biological process: translational initiation. Gene Ontology annotation, molecular function: translation initiation factor activity; RNA binding. Lineage: Eukaryota; Metazoa; Chordata; Chondrichthyes; Orectolobiformes; Stegostomatidae. Gene Ontology annotation, cellular component: nucleus. The transcript is spliced from 6 exons. Bases 169 to 672 code for a protein of 167 amino acids.
GACCGGAAGUUGCGUUGGCGGGCGGGGACGGAAACGAGGGACGGACCGGAAAUAGGGUGGCGGGCCGAAAGAAGGACGGACCACAUCCCUCCUUCCUCUGUGAAGAUGGCGGCCGCGAGGUGGAGGUCAUACUGUAUUCCAAGCUGAAGGUGUUGGCAGGAGCCCGAGAUGUCCCAGGCAACGAAGAGGAAACAUGUGGUAAAGGAGGUUCUGGGAGAUUAUGAUCCGCCCUCCGAGAUACAACAGAUUGUGCGGGUGCUCGGCUCGCCAGGGAACAACCUGCACGAGGUGGAGACGGCCCAGGGGGAGCGGUUCCUCGCCAGCAUGCCGACCAAGUUUCGCAAGAACAUCUGGAUCAAGAGGGGCGACUUCCUAAUCGUGGACCCCAUCCAGGAAGGUGAAAAGGUGAAAGCUGAAAUUAACUCGAUCCUGUACAAGGAACACAUCAAGCAGCUUAGGAAAGACGGGCUCUGGCCUGCCACUUUCUGUGACCCAGCAACAGAGUGCCCCGAGAGUAACACAAAGAAAGAUGGAAGUAACCGGGGCUCGGAGGAAGAGUCGGGGGAUGAUUCGGAAGAUGACAGUGACUUGUUUGUCAACACAAACCGAAGGAAUUACGAGUAUUCAGAGAGCGAGGACGAAGAGGAUGACGAGGAGGAGCAGGGAGUUUAGAGGACAGGACAGCAGCAAAUGCUUAUUUUAAUAACUGCAGACAAACCAUUGAUUUUUUUUAUUCUCAAACACUGCAGAAGGGGCAAACGCGUCGUCUGGGUUUGCGGGGGAGAAGGAGAGGAGUCCUUUCUGCGUCUUACCCCCUCUCCCACUGCCUUGCAGCAUGUUCCCCCUGCAGGUAUCCAUUUGAAACCUGUUCCUGCACCAGGCUGGCUGUGUCAUUAAUGCGUCUUCUGGCAGCUUGAUCCUCCCCCCGCCAAUGACCCCUGACAGCCAGUCCAUCCCUGUUCACCUCCCCCACCCAAUCAAAUUGACUGAGGGGCUUUGGACCUCGAUGACAGCCAGUUGAUUGUGGGAUAGGAGGCUAAAUGGGACAUUUGGCCGACUAUUGGGAGGGUUGAUGUUGUUUGUGUGUGCGCGCGCACACGCUGCAGUUGACCAGCUCGAGCCUUUAAUCUUCCUGUCGCUUAUGGAGCGAUGCACUGAGAAGGGCAGCCUCUUAUAUUCUGGAGAGAAUACCGUUUGUACUUAAAAAAAAAAAAAUAAAUAUUGCUGAGAAAUGAA